Messenger RNA from Ipomoea nil (Japanese morning glory), 627 nucleotides. RefSeq names its product RNA-directed DNA polymerase homolog. The transcript has a single exon. NCBI's taxonomy places the organism in Eukaryota, Viridiplantae, Streptophyta, Magnoliopsida, Solanales, Convolvulaceae. The record is from RefSeq and is a predicted model, not a curated record. The coding region runs from base 1 to 627 and encodes 208 amino acids.
AUGAUAUUCGCGUGGGGUCCCAAAGAUAUGCCCGGGAUCGACCGCUCCAUCAUAUCGCAUAGACUGGCGGUAGAUCCCAGUUUCAAACCCGUUAAGCAGAAAAGACGACACUUGUCAGCUGAGAGGAGGGCAUUCGUGAAGACAGAAGUAGACAAGCUCCCAGCGAUAGGGCAUAUACAGAAGGCAAUGUAUCCGGCAUGGCUGGCCAACGCGGUCCUAGCCCCGAAGCCGCCCACAUGGCGCAUGUGCGUGGACUACACGGAUUUAAACAAGGCAUGCCCCCAAGACCCUUUCCCUUUGCCCCGCACGGAUCAGUUGGUAGACGAGACAUCGGGAUGUGAGUUGCUGAGUUUUAUGGAUGCGUUCAAAGGGUACCACCAAAUCUUCAUGGCAGAAGAAGACGAAGAGAAAACGGCGUUCGUGACCCCAGAUGGGAUAUAUUGUUAUCGGGUCAUGGCGUUCGGCUUAAAAAAUUCCGGGGCCACAUUUACCCGUAUGGUAGCAAAGAUAUUCAAGGACCUCCUGGGAAACAUAAUGGAGGCCUACGUGGACGAUAUGCUGGUCAAGAGCAAGGAUGCCGGUACCCACCCAGCAUAUCUGACUCAAUGCUUCGAGAUUAUGAAGUAG